Messenger RNA from Magallana angulata, 4987 nucleotides. RefSeq names its product formin-like protein. The record is from RefSeq and is a predicted model, not a curated record. The transcript is spliced from 32 exons. Gene Ontology annotation, cellular component: cytosol. Gene Ontology annotation, molecular function: small GTPase binding; actin filament binding. Lineage: Eukaryota; Metazoa; Mollusca; Bivalvia; Ostreida; Ostreidae. The coding region runs from base 856 to 4242 and encodes 1128 amino acids. Gene Ontology annotation, biological process: regulation of cell shape; cortical actin cytoskeleton organization; cell migration.
UCGGGGAUGCAGUGCUGGCCCCGCUCUUUUACAUGCAGUUGUAAGUUUUACCGUCAGCGCGGAUAAAUGAAACGGGAACUGUGUUUAUAAAACGCAUAUAUAGUGUGCUUCAAACCGUGGACGCCUUUGGAACUCGGCGGACAUGGUUUCAAACACUCUCAUUGUGUGAUUCUUUUUCCGUGAGUUUUGGAUUAUUUUAGUCUAAGUGACUGGUGCUGAUGAAUUGGGGAGACAAGGCGCACAUUGCGUGCAUGGGUUUUAAACGACAAUGAAAUAAACAGGGGAAUCCAGAAGUGUCCAAAGUUCAUCAGAUCAAUCUCUGAAGGAUUGCGACCGCACACGCGAGUUUUAAAGUCUUUUUUGUGUCAAUUAUGUAUAUCCUCAUAAAGAUGUCGCAUAAAUUAAUACACAAAACGGGGGUCAAAACAACUUAACGUGAAAUGAGAAAUUUCCUUAAUACACUUCCUGUUUUGGGAACACUUGGAGGUGGAGGGUUUGUAAUAGCGAGCAGUGUAGACGAAGAUAGAAGGCCAUGCUGAAAUGCAGAAAAAAGAAAAUAUAUUGGGUGUGGGCUGCAAAGAAGCUAUUUAAAAUGUGUCAGCGCCUCACGCAUGUGCUUUGAUUUUUCUUCUUUUUUUAUCGUUUUACACGCGUGUUGAAUUUUGCCAGGAUGUUAAUUUUAGGAACAAAAGGAUACGUAUCCAUUCACUGUAUACAAACCUGAUCUUGUAUAUAUAUGUUUACAUGAUUUAGAGGGGAAAGAAAAAAAAUGAGCGACAGGAAACUUGGAUAAAAUAGAAAGUUGUCUCCUUAGCAGAUGGCGGGUCUAUAGUGAUCUGAGGAUAUUUCAGUGGGAUGGAGGAUAAUUAUGACGACGAUCCUCUGGGAUUCCUGGCGGAGUUUAAGAAGGGACGUUACAUGUCCUUCAGUAUCGACAGUAGUAACCUCUACCUGAACGAGAUUCCCGAGGGAGAGUGCAGUGACGCGCGUAUCAAAUGUUUUCCAAAAAAUGGAACCAACACUGACUUUAGAUCGACCGAGAGCUCUGACCACUUUGACGAAAGUCAGAGUGGUGAAGAGCUAGACCGCAUCACACCUCUGAUAGAAAUGGGCAAUGGUGAAAGUAUGCAUAAUAAUCACAGAGGUUUUGAUCUGAGGACAUCUGUAGCCAUGCCUAUGCGUCUGCCGAUGCCAGACCCCCAUGAGUUGGAAAAGAGGUUCACCAAAGUGCUGGCCUCUAUGGACCUUCCCCCUGACAAAGCCAAGGUACUCAAAGGUUACGACGACGAGAAGAAAUGGGACUUGAUUUGUGACCAGGAGCGGGUACAUGCCAAGGAUCCACCCCAUGUGUAUCUUGACAGACUCCGAACAUACCUAGACCCACGGAACAGUCGCGGAUCUCGAGUUCACGAUACUUGCGUUGCCCUUCACCUGGUGGCCUUCCCUUUGCAGUGUGGAUUAGAUGCCAAGAAGAAAAACUUGAAUGAUAUAUCCUCCACACAAGUUUUGAGAGACUUAGAAAUCUCGCUGCGGACCAACCAUAUAGAAUGGGUUCGGGAGUUUCUGAGCGAAGACAAUCAGGGGCUGGACGUCCUUGUAGAUUACCUGUCCUUCAGUCAGGUCGUCAUGAGAAAGGAGCAGCUACUGAACAAAGAGAAGAGUACCAGUUUAGAUGGUCUAGUCAAAAGUCCGGCCAGGAAACUGAAGCGGUCAAACACAAUAGGAUCUCCACGUCACACCAAGAUGUCCAAACUCAACAUGGGGGAGGCCAGGGAUGACGUCCAUGUCUGUAUCAUGUGUCUGAGGGCAAUAAUGAACCACCAAUAUGGUUUUAACCUUGUGAUAGCUCAUCGACACGCCAUUAACUGUAUAGCACUGAGUCUCAACCACCAUAGCCUCAGGACGAAGGCGCUGGUAUUGGAGCUGUUAGCAGCUGUGUGUCUAGUCAGUGGGGGACAUGAAAUCAUUCUCUCUGCCUUCGACAACUUCAAGGAAGUUUGUGGAGAAAGGCAUCGAUUUGAAACCUUAAUGGAUUAUUUUCGAAACUAUGAAGAAUUCCAUAUAGACUUCAUGGUGGCAUGCAUGCAGUUUGUGAAUAUAGUGGUGCAUUCUGUGGAAAACAUGAACUUUCGAGUACAUUUGCAAUAUGAAUUUACACAUAUUGGUUUAGAUGAUUACUUAAAUAAACUGCGACACACGGAGAGUGACCGAUUGUCGGUGCAAGUCCACGCCUACGUUGACAACAUGAUUGAGGUCGCUCAGCUGCUUGAGGACUCAGAGCUCAAAACGGAGGCCAUCGAGCGAGCGGAGGACCUGGAGGAGGAACUGUCACGGGAGAGAGAACAUGCUCAAGAAAUGGAAGAGGAAGCCAUGGCCAAAUCACUGGAGCUGGAAAAGCAAUUAGCAGAUGCCACAAAUAGAAUCGAGGAGUUAGAGGAGUAUUUAGGGCAACAGGAUAAAGAGUUGGGCACCUUACGACAAAUGGUGUCAGAAAAAGAUGAAGAGUCAAAGAAAAGACAGAGCAUGUUUGAAGCUAAACUCAGAGAAAUGGAAACCAUGAGGGCCAAUCUCAGUACUUCAGGUGUUGUUUCAUCCACUGCAGACGAUCUGCCAUUACCACCCCCUCCCCCGCCCCCUCCUGUGGCUGCCCCACCCCCUCCUCCCCCACCUCCUCCCAUAGGGUCCCUCCCACCUCCACCACCUCCUCCUCCUGGAGCCCCUGGGGCACCCCCACCACCCCCGGGACCGGGUGGUGCCAUGACAAUAAAACGCAAGAUUCAGACCAAGUACAGGCUCCCCAUGUUAAACUGGACUCCUCUGAAGCCCCAGCAGGUCAAAGGAACCGUGUUCUCAGACUUGGAUGAUGACAAACUUUUGAAUGUGAUAGACUUCUUUGAAUUUGAAGAAGUGUUCAAACUUGGUGCAGGGCUCAUUGGAACUGACGAUGUUAAAGGAGAGACAAUGAAAAAGAAGAAAGCAGAGAGUGUCAGCCUCAUGGAGCCCAACCGCCUCAGGAAUGUUGCAAUUACAAGGAGAAAACUGGUUCUCAAUAAUGAUGAAGUAUGCCGGGCCAUCAACUUCAUUGACCUGAAGACCCUUUCUCUAGACAUGACAGAUAUCCUGCUGACCAUUCUACCAAACGAAGCUGAGAUGAAGGCGUACAAACAAUACGAGAAAGAGAGGCGGCCAUUAGACAGACUAUCAGACGAGGACAGGUUUAUGUUACAGUUAUCAAAGAUUGAGAGACUGUCACAAAAGUUACACAUAAUGAGUUUCAUUGGAAAUUUCAAUGAAAAUGUUCAUCAUCUAGCCCCACAAGUCAAUGCCAUUAUAGCUGCUUCUAUGUCAUUACGAAGUUCCACCAAAGUCAGAAAAAUCUUAGAGAUCAUUCUAGCCAUUGGUAACUACAUGAACAGUGCCAAGAGGGGGGCUGUGUAUGGAUUCAAGUUACAGAGCUUGGAUAUGCUCACUGACACUAAAUCCAAAGACAAGAAUGUCACCUUAAUGCACUUCCUUGUACAAACGGUCCAAGCCAAAUUCCCCGAGAUCGUCAACUUUGAUUCAGAGCUCCGAUUCUUAGAGAAGGCGGCAGUUGUGUCAAUGGAGAACAUUAUGACAGACUACAAGGACCUGGAGAAGGGAAUGCAGAUGACCCAGAAGGAGUACGAGGCACGUAAGCACAGCAGAGACACCCCGCCGAUACUGAAGGAGUUCCUGACCAACUCGGAGGACAAGCUGAAGAAACUACAGGCCGACAUCAAGACCGCAGAGGACGCCUACAAACGCGUGGUGGAGUUCUUUGGAGAGAACCCUCGCACCUGUUCCCCAACAUCCUUCUUCUCCCAGUUUGUCAGAUUUGUGGCUGCAUUCAAGGCUGCUGUUCUGGAGAUGGAGAAACGCAAGAAGAUCGAAGAUGCUCAGAUAGAAGAGGAACAGGAGCAGGUCAAGAACAAGAAGAAGGACUUCAAGAAGAAUGUACAGAGAAUUAUAUUUGAAGAAAAGAAAUAUGUGUAUGAAGAGAAGGAGGCGGUGGUGUCCGAGCUGAAGACCAGGAACCGCCAGAUCAAGGAGAAGAAACUGCUGGGCAAGGACGAGGUGUACCACGGGGCACUGGAGGACAUCCUACUGGAUCUGAAGAAUGAGCCAUACAGGAGAGCUGAUGCAGUGCGGAGGAGUCAGAGGAGACGAAAUGAAAACAUGGUGCAGGCACCUAAUUCAGAGGAAGGCGAUGAAUACUACUGAUGAAACGUCGAAUUUCUGUCUCUACGUUAAUCCAAUUUAAUUGGCUCAGAGUACUUAUAGUUACGUCUCCAAGGGAACACAGUGCUAAAAUUGGUGUGUAAAACUUGGAAAAAAACCACAAGCGUCCCUCACUUGGGAUGUGGAGCUUUGAUGUGAACUUUGUCAUAAUAGGAAGAAAGGGUUGAUCCCUUGCAACAGUGUAAAAAAUAAUACAUAACAAAGAUCAUUAUUAUACAACUAUCUGUGUGUACUGAACACCAUUAUCAUACAUGAAGGACAGGGAACAAACUAACCCAGAUAUGUACUGACAUAGACAACAAGAGCAGGGAAGCGCAUGAUUGUAUUGUAUGCCACACAUCAUCUACUUUGUGCAAUAUUUGUCUCCUCCAUUUAUUACAUGUAUUUUAGACAUUUGUAGACCUUGAGAAAGGAUAUUUGAUUGUAAGAAAUAAUGGACAACUUUGAAAGAAGUUUUCAGAGCUGAAUGGAAGAUAUAAUGCAAGUUUUGAUACCAUUUGAUCGUACAUGUAUUACCCAGCAUUAACAGUACAUAUAAUACAUUGAUGUUCAAAUUAUUGAUAAAUAAGAUCUUGCCAGAAGUAUUGAGAUAUACAGAAAUUGUACACCCAUAUAAUGUUCAAUAUUUAUUAUAUAUACAAAUUAAAUCAGAUACAUGUAUUUUUAUUUUAUUUGGAAACACUGUCAUUCUAAGGUGGUAAUUUUUCCAAUGCCACAUGAACAAAAA